AUGCUGCACGCAUUCCUCGCCGCAUGCGCCUUUCGCUCUCCCGGCGUUCGUCCUCCCGCCACUCUGACCUCACGCAGCGGCGCUGGCCCUCCAACCGUGCGCAUGUUCGCCGCCGACGCGAGCGCGGCCGAGGUCAGCAGCGACGCACCGGCACAGCUCCGACCUCAGCACGAGCUCGCCAAGGCGUGGUGGCCCGUGAUCCUCACGCAUGGGCUCGACCGCUCGCGUCCUCACCCGGUGCAGCUGCUCGGCCAGAGCCUCGUCGUGUGGCACGACGGCGCGGCGUGGCGCUGCUUCGCCGACGCGUGCGCCCACCGGUUCGCUCCUCUGUCUGAGGGCCGCGUCGAGGGCGGCUGCCUGCAGUGCAGCUACCACGGCUGGUCGUUUGACGGCGGCGGCGGCUGCGCACGCGUCCCGCAGGCGCAGCAGCCCCACGCCGCCGGCGAGCGAGCCCGUGUCGGCGCCUUUCAGACGCGCGAGGAGGCGGGCAUGCUUUGGGUGUGGGGCGACGCCGCCUCCACCGCGGCCGAGGCGGAGGCGGCGCUGCCGCUCCCCCUCUCGCCGCUCCUGCGCCAGCUUUGCGAGCGAUCCCCCGCCGCCGGCUUCCAGCGCGACCUGCCCUACGGCUACGAGCUGCUCGGCGAGAACCUGCUCGACGUCUCCCACCUGCCCUUCUCCCACCACGGCGUCGGAGGGCUCGCGCGGGAGGCGGGCGGAUCGCUCGAGCUCCGCCCGCUCCCGCCCUCGCCGCCCGCGCCCGGGGCGGCCCGCUUCUCGGCGGCGGUCCUGCAGCCCGCGCGGGACGACCCGAUGGUCGACUCCGCCGCCGCGUCGGUUAACAUCUCCUUCUUCGCGCCGCAACACGUCCGGUACGAGCGGCGGCCGAGGCCGGGCGCCGCGGCCAACGUGGAGCUCUUCCUCUGCCCCACAGCCCAAGGCCGCUCGCGCGUCUUCCUCUUCAACGCCUUUGCCGCCGGCGCGCGCCCCGCCGUGCCCGCGUCGCGGAUGGCGCGGCUGCUGCUCUCCAAGGCUGUUGGCGCGGUUCGGCGCCUCCUGGUCGGCGGGCCGCCGCCGCGCAGCUUCGGCGCGCCAGGCACCGUCGCGGACCACAUGCUGUCGCACCUCAUCUUCGACGGCGACGGCAUCUUCCUGCACUACCAGGGCCAGCGGAUGGCCGAGCGCGGCCUGAGCUUCCGCGACUACUUUACGCCCACCUCGGCAGGCGCGCUCACACUUCCUAGACACUUCACCUCGCCCACCUCGGCAGACGCGCUCGUGCUGCGCUUCCGCACCUGGCUCUCCUCGGCACGGCGCGGGAGCGACCCGGCGGUCGCGGCGGCCGCGGGCAGCGAGGCGGGCGAGACGGGCGAGGCGGGCGAGCGCGGCGGGUACGGCCGCAGCCUCGAGCGGGCCCAGCUGCUCGACCGGUACGACAGCCACACGCGCCACUGCGCCGUCUGCUCCGCGGAGCUCGAUCGCGUGCGUGCAGCCGCCAAGCUCUGCAAGCGGCUCGGCGAGGCGUGCAUCGCGCUCGCGGGCGGCGUGCUCGCCGCGGCUCUCGGCGGCGCCGCGUCGCCGCGCGUCGCGGGCAGUGCGCUCGCGGGCGGUGCGCUCGCGCUAUGGCGCCUCGAGAGGGCGCAGGCGCAGCUGCAUCGGGAAGCAGCGGCUUUCAUAUUCGUCGAUUAUGUGCACGCCGACCGGGACUGA
Molecule: messenger RNA, 1707 nt
Organism: Emiliania huxleyi CCMP1516
Lineage: Eukaryota; Haptophyta; Isochrysidales; Noelaerhabdaceae
Exons: 3
Coding region: 1-1707 (568 amino acids)
Molecular function (GO): chlorophyllide a oxygenase activity; 2 iron, 2 sulfur cluster binding
Source: RefSeq, a predicted model, not a curated record